Messenger RNA from Centruroides sculpturatus (bark scorpion), 1043 nucleotides. RefSeq lists its product as uncharacterized. The coding region runs from base 19 to 612 and encodes 197 amino acids. The record is from RefSeq and is a predicted model, not a curated record. NCBI's taxonomy places the organism in Eukaryota, Metazoa, Arthropoda, Arachnida, Scorpiones, Buthidae. The transcript is spliced from 5 exons.
UCGAAGCGUUUUUGUUCGAUGCAAGAUUAUCGAAUGCGAUAUUUGUUUUUGAAAAUAAGUUUUAUGAGUGCUAAUUAUCAAAUGGAUUUAAAUAAUACAAGUGAACACCCGGCAUGUGAAGAAGUUGGUGCGGAAGAUGCUUUUAUAAAUAUAGUAAAUGCAAUAAUGCAAAUGACAUCCAAUAUAAAUGCUGAUUUUCCGGAACAAAUUGAAUUGUCUUCUUCUUGUGAUUCCGAUGACGAAGAGGAGGGUACUUUUUGGUUUUUGGAAAGUACUAAUUGUGAAAAUAGACCUUUGAAGAAAGAGUUUGUAUUUUUAGAGGAGUAUUCAUUGGUGAAAAAAAUAAUAUAUGAACAUAACGAAGAAUCAUCGAAAGACGUGGAGGUGUUGGCUAAAGAAAAGAAUAAAAUCAAAGAGAUGACGGGAGAAAGUAAACAGUCAGAAAAAUUAAUUCGACUGGAUAAAAAAAGAAACACUAACGGCAGAUUUCCAUACAAAAGUGAAUCGGAUGAUGAUGAUGAUAAAGAAACAAACAAAUGUUUCGAUGUUUUUGCGGAAUAUUUCCGCAGAAUUCCGUCUAUCAUCUGUGCUUGUUUUAAAAGAAAAAAGUAAAACGGCGGAAUGUAGAAGAUUGUGCAUAUUUUAAACGUCACAUUCCGUUCAGUUAAAAAAAAAAAUGUUAUAUUUUACUUUUCAUCUAUUUAAUAUUAUUAGAAUUUAUCGUUUCUAUAAUUAUAACAAAGGCACAUUACAAAAUUUAUUACGCAAAAUAUCUGGUGUGCAACUUUAUUCGGCAGACGCCAUCGUAUCAUCUGCUCUGUACUUUCGGCCUAAUUAGCGAAAAAAAUUUUCUACUGCAUUCGUGCAUUUUUCGAUUCAAAUUUUAUGGAAAAAUGAAAUGAAAGGUUAACAAAAUUAAAUCAAGUAUAAAUGGAAUUUCUAACAUAACCAAUUUCAGAAAUCUAUAAAUUACAUUUUUAAAAAGAUUUAUAAAAAUGUCAAGGCGUUCCUUCGGGGAGACGUCAUCAAAAUUCUCGUCUCUA